AUGAUUUACUACUGCAGAUUCUAUUUGCUCAAGGAUUGGACUGCACCGGUGAAAAAAGUGUAUAAGCAGAAUCGAGCAUACAAAAAAAUUGGAACCAUACGGGUUAAACAACAAUUAAAUGCAAUCAAAAAUUCCGCAGAUCAGGUUGAAGCAUUUCGGAAACAGUUCGUCGAUGAUGUUCCUAUUAACAAAAUGGAUGAAGAGGCAUUGGUAAAGAAGACGAAAAUUAAAAACACAAGUUCUAAUGAAAACUCUGCAUACGUUAAAGAGAAGAAUAUGGAAGAACUCGUUGAGUUUUUACAAAAACGAAGAUUGUUCUUGAACGCAAAUCGUUUUGAGAUUUUGCGCAACCAUGAGAUUAUUGGUCGCGAUUUCCUUAAGAUGAGUAAACAAGACUUUAAAGAUAUUGGGAUAGAAAUGGGGCUGGCAAUGUACCUUGCAGAUCUCGCUAAUAAACUCAAUGAUGAAAUAAAUCCUUACAAUGCUAUAUCUUCUUUUUGCAACUACAAAGACUCAAGUAACGAAUUUAAAAAAUUUACCGAAUUGAAUAUGAAUAAACUCCACAAAGAAUUCAUUGGAGGUCUCUCUGAACUAUUCAAUGAUAAUCUUAAUAAGACAAUUCGUAGUGAAUUUCAAAAUAUCAAGGGGGAUAUAGAAAAGAUUAGACUUAGAUGGAAGAGAUUGACAAUGCAGUGA
Messenger RNA from Dentiscutata erythropus, 696 nucleotides. Lineage: Eukaryota; Fungi; Glomeromycota; Glomeromycetes; Diversisporales; Gigasporaceae. The record is from the annotation of a GenBank genome assembly.